This is a messenger RNA of Otolemur garnettii (small-eared galago), 7664 nucleotides long. RefSeq names its product ubiquitin protein ligase E3 component n-recognin 1 (gene UBR1). Gene Ontology annotation, biological process: protein ubiquitination; ubiquitin-dependent protein catabolic process via the N-end rule pathway. Gene Ontology annotation, cellular component: cytoplasm; ubiquitin ligase complex. Bases 85 to 5142 code for a protein of 1685 amino acids. The record is from RefSeq and is a predicted model, not a curated record. Gene Ontology annotation, molecular function: ubiquitin protein ligase activity; zinc ion binding. The transcript has 47 exons. Lineage: Eukaryota; Metazoa; Chordata; Mammalia; Primates; Galagidae.
GUCGUCCCUCGUCUCGGACCGGCCACAGGUUUCUGCUCGCCUCCGGCCGGGGGUCGGGAACUGCGGGCGUCAGUUUCCCUCAAGAUGGCGGACGAGGAGGCAGGGGGUGCGGAGAGGAUGGAAGUCAGUACCGAGUUUCCCCAGACCCCGCAGCGCCUGGCGUCUUGGUGGGAUCAGCAAAUUGAUUUUUAUACUGCAUUCUUACAUCAUUUGGCACAAUUGGUGCCAGAAAUUUAUUUUGCUGAAAUGGACCCAGACUUGGAAAAGCAGGAAGAGAAUGUGCAAAUGUCAAUAUUCACUCCAUUGGAAUGGUACUUAUUUGGGGAAGAUCCAGAUAUUUGUUUAGAGAGAUUGAAGCACAGUGGAGCAUUUCAGCUUUGUGGGAAGGUUUUCAAAAGUGGAGAGACAACAUAUUCUUGUAGGGACUGUGCAAUUGAUCCAACAUGUGUACUCUGUAUGGACUGCUUCCAGAAUAGUGUUCAUAAAAAUCAUCGUUACAAGAUGCAUACUUCUACUGGAGGAGGAUUUUGUGACUGUGGAGACACAGAGGCAUGGAAAACUGGCCCUUUUUGUGUGAAUCAUGAACCUGGACGAGCAGGUACUAUAAAAGAGAAUUCACGUUGUACAUUGAAUGAAGAGGUAAUUGCCCAAGCCAGGAAAAUAUUCCCUUCGGUGAUAAAAUACAUUGUAGAAAUGACAAUAUGGGAAGAGGAAAAAGAGCUGCCCCCUGAACUCCAGAUAAGGGAGAAAAAUGAAAGAUACUAUUGUGUCCUUUUCAAUGAUGAACACCAUUCAUAUGACCAUGUCAUAUAUAGCCUACAGAGAGCUCUCGAUUGUGAGCUUGCAGAGGCCCAGUUGCAUACCACGGCCAUAGACAAAGAGGGUCGCCGGGCUGUUAAAGCAGGUGUUUAUUCUGCUUGCCAAGAAGCAAAGGAGGAUAUAAAGAGUCAUUCGGAAAAUGUCUCUCAACAUCCACUUCAUGUAGAAGUAUUGCACUCUGAGGUUAUGGCUCAUCAGAAAUUUGCUUUGCGUCUUGGCUCCUGGAUGAACAAAAUUAUGAGCUAUUCAAGUGACUUUAGGCAAAUCUUUUGCCAAGCAUGUCUUAGAGAAGAACCUGGCUCUGAGAAUCCCUGUCUCAUAAGCAGGUUAAUGCUUUGGGAUGCAAAGCUUUAUAAAGGUGCCCGUAAGAUCCUUCAUGAAUUGAUCUUCAGCAGUUUUUUUAUGGAGAUGGGAUACAAAAAACUCUUUGCUAUGGAAUUUGUAAAGUAUUAUAAACAGCUGCAGAAAGAAUAUAUCAGUGAUGAUCAUGACAGAAGUAUCUCUGUAACUGCACUUUCAGUUCAGAUGUUUACUGUUCCUACUCUGGCUCGACAUCUUAUUGAAGAGCAGAAUGUUAUCUCUGUCAUUACUGAAACUCUGCUAGAAGUUUUACCUGAGUACUUGGACAGGAACAAUAAAUUCAAUUUCCAGGGUUAUAGCCAGGACAAAUUGGGAAGAGUAUAUGCAGUAAUAUGUGACCUAAAGUAUAUCUUGAUCAGCAAGCCCGCAAUAUGGACAGAGAGAUUAAGAAUGCAGUUCCUUGAAGGUUUUCGAUCUUUUUUGAAGAUUCUUACCUGUAUGCAGGGAAUGGAAGAAAUCAGAAGACAGGUUGGGCAGCACAUUGAAGUAGAUCCUGACUGGGAGGCUGCCAUUGCUAUACAGAUGCAGCUGAAGAAUAUUUUACUUAUGUUCCAGGAGUGGUGUGCUUGUGAUGAAGAACUUUUACUUGUGGCCUAUAAAGAAUGUCACAAAGCUGUGAUGAGGUGCAGUACAAAUUUCAUAUGUGGUAGCAAGACGGUAGUACAAUUGUGUGGUCAUACUUUGGAAACUAAGUCCUACAGAGUGUCUGAGGAUCUUGUAAGCAUACAUCUGCCACUCUCUAGGACUCUUGCUGGUCUUCAUGUGCGUUUAAGCAGGCUGGGUGCUGUUUCACGACUGCAUGAAUUUGUGCCUUUUGAGGACUUUCAAGUAGAGGUACUAGUGGAAUAUCCUUUGCGUUGUCUGGUAUUGGUUGCCCAGGUUGUUGCUGAGAUGUGGCGAAGAAAUGGGCUCUCUCUCAUUAGCCAGGUGUUUUAUUACCAAGAUGUUAAGUGCAGAGAGGAAAUGUAUGAUAAAGAUAUUAUCAUGCUUCAGAUUGGUGCAUCUUUAAUGGAUCCUAAUAAGUUCUUAUUACUGGUACUUCAAAGAUAUGAACUUGCUGAUGCUUUUAAGAAGACCAUAUCUACAAAAGACCAGGAUUUGAUUAAACAAUAUAAUACAUUAAUAGAAGAAAUGCUUCAGGUCCUCAUCUAUAUUGUGGGAGAGCGUUAUGUGCCUGGAGUGGGAAAUGUGACCAAAGAAGAGGUCACAAUGAGAGAAAUUAUUCACUUGCUUUGCAUUGAACCCAUGCCACACAGUGCCAUUGCCAAAAAUUUACCUGAGAAUGAAAAUAAUGAAACUGGCUUAGAGAAUGUCAUAAACAAAGUGGCCACAUUUAAUAGAGAUAAAACAGCAGAACAUACACAGAAGAAAAGGAGAAAACAAGAAAACAAAGAUGAAGCAUUGCCACCACCACCACCUCCUGAAUUCUGCCCUGCUUUCAGCAAAGUGGUUAACCUCCUCAACUGUGAUAUCAUGAUGUACAUUCUCAGGACCAUAUUUGAGCGGGCAGUAGAUACAGAUUCUAACUUGUGGACUGAAGGGAUGCUCCAAAUGGCAUUUCAUAUUCUGGCACUGGGUUUACUAGAAGAGAAGCAACAGCUUCAAAAAAUUCCUGAAGAGGAAGUGACAUUCGACUUUUAUUAUAAGGCUUCAAGAUUGGGAAGUUCAGCCACGAAUACCCAGAAUAUACAAAUACUGUUGGAAAAACUCAAGGGAAUUCCCCAGUUAGAAGGCCAGAAGGACAUGAUAACAUGGAUACUUCAGAUGUUUGACACAGUGAAGCGGUUAAGAGAAAAAUCUUGUUUAAUGGUAGCAACUACUUCAGGAUCGGAUUCUAUUAAGAAUGAUGAGAUUACUCAUGAUAAAGAAAAAGCAGAACGGAAAAGAAAAGCUGAAGCUGCCAGGCUACAUCGCCAGAAGAUCAUGGCUCAGAUGUCUGCCUUACAGAAAAACUUCAUUGAAACUCAUAAACUCAUGUAUGACAAUACAUCAGAAAUGUCUGGGAAAGAAGAUUCCAUUAUGGAGGAAGAGAGCACCCCAGCAGUCAGUGACUACUCUAGAAUUGCUUUGGGUCCUAAACGGGGUCCAUCUGUUACUGAAAAAGAAGUGCUGACCUGCAUCCUCUGCCAAGAAGAACAAGAGGUGAAAAUAGAAAAUAAUGCCAUGGUCCUAUCAGCCUGUGUCCAGAAAUCUACUGCCUUAACCCAGCACAGGGGAAAGCCUGUAGAACUCUCAGGGGAAACCCUGGACCCACUUUUCAUGGAUCCAGAUUUGGCAUAUGGAACUUAUACAGGAAGCUGUGGUCAUGUAAUGCAUGCAGUGUGCUGGCAGAAGUAUUUUGAAGCUGUACAGCUGAGCUCUCAGCAGCGCAUUCAUGUCGACCUUUUUGACCUGGAGAGUGGAGAAUAUCUUUGCCCUCUUUGCAAGUCUCUGUGUAAUACUGUGAUCCCCAUUAUUCCUUUGCAACCUCAAAAGAUAAACAGUGAGAAUGCAGAAGCUCUGGCUCAACUUUUGCCCCUGGCACGAUGGAUACAGACUGUUCUGGCCAGAAUAUCGGGUUAUAAUAUAAGACAUGCUAAAGGAGAAAACUCAACAAUUCCUGUCUUAUUUAAUCAAGGAAUGGGAGAUUCUACUUUUGAGUUCCAUUCCAUCCUGAAUUUUGGAGUUCAGUCUUCGAUUAAAUAUUCUAAUAGUAUCAAGGAAAUGGUCAUUCUCUUUGCCACAACAAUUUAUAGAAUUGGACUGAAAGUGCCUCCUGAUGAAACAGAUCCUCGAAUCCCCAUGAUGACCUGGUGCACAUGUGCUUUCACUAUCCAGGCAAUUGAAAACCUACUGGGAGAUGAAGGAAAACCUCUGUUUGGAGCACUUCAAAAUAGGCAGCAUAAUGGUCUGAAAGCAUUAAUGCAGUUUGCAAUUGCACAGAGGAUCACCUGUCCCCAGAUCCUGAUACAGAAACAUCUGGUUCGUCUCCUGUCAGUUGUUCUGCCUAACCUAAAAUCGGAAGAUACACCAUGCCUUCUAUCUGUAGAUCUGUUUCAUGUUUUGGUAGGUGCUGUGUUAUCAUUCCCAUCCUUGUAUUGGGAUGACACUGUUGAUCUGCAGCCUUCAUCAGUUAGUGCUUCCUAUAACCACCUUUAUCUCUUCCAUUUGAUCACUAUGGCACACAUGCUUCAGAUACUUCUUACGAUAGACACAGGCCUCCCCCUUGCUCAGGUUCAAGAAGACAGUGAAGAGGCUCGUUCAGCAUCUUCUUUCUUAGCAGAAGUUUCCCAGUACACAAGUGGCAAGCUUUAUGUUGAAGAUUAUUCUGCAGAAGGAGAGUUCAGUGCACUUUGUAGCUAUCUAUCUUUACCCACAAAUUUGUUCCUGCUCUUCCAGGAGUAUUGGGAUACUGUACGGCCCUUGCUCCAGAGAUGGUGCACAGAUCACGCCUUACUAAACUGUUUGAAGCAAAAAAGCACUGUGGUCAGGUACCCUAGAAAAAGAAAUAGUUUGAUAGAGCUUCCUGAUGACUAUAGUUGCCUCCUAAAUCAAGCUUCUCAUUUCAGGUGCCCGCGGUCUGCAGAUGAUGAGCGAAAACAUCCUGUCCUCUGUCUUUUCUGUGGGGCUAUACUAUGUUCUCAGAACAUUUGCUGUCAAGAAAUCGUUAAUGGGGAAGAGGUUGGAGCUUGCAUUUUUCAUGCACUUCACUGUGGAGCUGGAGUCUGCAUAUUCCUAAAAAUCAGAGAAUGCAGAGUGGUCCUGGUUGAAGGUAAAGCCAGAGGCUGUGCCUAUCCAGCUCCUUACUUGGAUGAAUAUGGAGAAACAGACCCUGGCCUGAAGAGGGGCAACCCCCUUCAUUUAUCACGUGAGCGGUAUCGGAAGCUCCAUUUGGUCUGGCAGCAACACUGUAUUAUAGAAGAAAUUGCUAGGAGCCAGGAAACUAAUCAAAUGUUAUUUGGAUUCAACUGGCAGUUACUAUGAGCUCCAGCUCUGCCUCAAGACAAUCAGGAAUGACAACAGUAAUAAAGACUGACUCAAAAUUAUGGAGAACUUUCUGAGGGAUGGGGAAAGUCAGAGGGUCUUUUGCUUCAUGUCCAGAUUCACAUACAUCAAUAAAAUAUUCCUUAAUGGAGUAUUGAUUUCAAUUAGCAAACACAUGCUUCAAGGGACAUAGAUUAAUCUGUUUUGUGUUCUAGUACACUGAAGAAAUGCUUGUUUACCCCAAAUGUUGAGUCUGCUAGUAUUUCCAGGAAUCUUGUUCCCCUUCAUAAUUUGUCCCAUUUCAUUUCAUCCACUUGGCAAUUGAAAUCACAUCAAAUAGUUGUGGACAUUUUUAUAUGUUGAUUAACUCUUCUGCAAUUUUGUAUUUGGUGUUUUCCCACAGUUUAAUUCAGCUAAUAUUGUACCACCAAGAUUCUGAUAAUCUGCGAUAGUCCUCCUUGCAGCUAAAGAGUAAUUAUAGAAACCAUGCAAUAUCUGCAAUUGAGAAAGAUUUCCAAAAAAGUGAAUUUUUGUAUUAUUCUCUUUUAAGGAAAUACUCUAAAUGUACCACCUGUUGCUAAAGCCACAAAUUAAACUAAAUGUCUUUAUGGCCAGAGUGCAAUUCUGCCUGUGUGGAAAAACUUUUCUCCCUACUGUGGACCUCAAAAAGAGUUAGAAUAAUGUAUUUAUUAUUCAUUUCUGAUGGUGGGCCUGUAAUUCUAACCUCUUACUACAAAUAGCUUUUUGAGUUUUGAAAAUAUAAUUUACAUUUUCAAAAGGCAGGUUUUUAUAAUGAGAUCACUUAUCUUGUGAUUAUGGCACCAUCCUGUUUGAUUCUCAGAAAUCUGUUGCAGCUCUGAUGUAAACUGUUUGUACAAAGAGAAAAGAAAAUUCCCAAUGAAUGGAGCAUGACAACUGUAAAUUAGAACAGUGAGAUUUAAGGCAAUUCUGCAAACUUCUCCCUUUAUAAAAGACAAAUCCUUGAUGUUAUCUGUGUGCAAACUUUUCGUAAACUCUGGUUUUAUGACUAGUCCAAACCACCAAAAAAGCUAUGUGAUCAAUAGUCAGUGUCCUGUUGUAACAUACUGUGGUUGAGCCAUAUUGUUUAUAGAGCUCCCCCAAAUCUGUGCAUAGACUUUUUGGUUCUUGGCUUUAAUAUUUUAUAUGAAGAACUAGUGAUAUAAAGCAGCACACAGAGGAUAAGUUGAAACCUUCAUUUUAGCUUCUGUUGUCUCUGGAGUAAUGUUAAGAGUUUGAAAGAGUCAUUCAAAGACCGUAUCUUACUUUGCCUUUUACUACUACUGUCUAUAUAAGGUGUAUAAAUGUUUUCCUGCCUUCUUUUUGCUCAGCAAAGGCAAACAAGUAAAAAUAUAUUUGGUAAGUGAUUAAUAAUGCACAUUUGGGGCUAAAUUUUGUUACACUUUAAAGCAGUGGUUCUCAACCUUCCUAAUGUCGCAGCCCUUUAAUAACAGUUCCUGUGGGUCGCAGCCCACAGGUUGAGAACCACUGCUUUAAAGAAAAGUGGAUUUUUGUGGUAAGGAAUUGGCAUAAGCAGGCACCAGAAUUACAAUCAUGAUUUUCUCCUUAAAUAAUUACUAUGCAGAAGGUAUCAGGAAAUAAGGACUACUCUAAUGAAUAGUUUGUAACAGUUAACAAGUGAGAAUCAGAAAAUUCAGUAUUCAGUUUAUCACAUUUGCCAGUAUGAUUGAGUGAUUUGAACAUUUCCCUUAUAUAAUUGUGUUGGAUGCGUUGUUUGGCUGGGAAGUCUAGGCUAUUACAGAAAACAGAAGAUGCUGACUUGUGCCCUAAUUGAUUGGUCCCAGUGUAGCAAAGAUAAACUGACUUUAUUUCUAGUCUUUUUACAUUCACUUCAUAAAUCUUGGGGUCAAAUUCUCAAGCUGCCAGAGGGACUAUCUGGCAAUGGCCAGCCAGACCUUUAUUGCCAAAGAACACAUUUCCUAUUUUUUGCUUAUUAAGAUUCAGAUUUCUGUACUGCAGAUGAACAUAACGUCUCAGUGCUACCCCUAGCCCAAGGGAUUUCUAAUUAUAUUCACGUGUCCUUGUGGUUUGCCUUCAUCAUUGCAAACAAUUACGCUAACAAAGUUUACUUUCAAACAAGCAACUGAGUCACUUUAUUUUCUUUAGUGUAAUACACGAAGGCACUGGUUCAAGAGGAUGGCUCUAAAAUUUUUUCUGUUUGGUCAGGGGCUGGUAAGAGUUUUAAUAACAGUGAAAGAAAAUAUAUAUCUGUAUAAUUAAUUUAUUAUGUUGGUAUAUGGGGUGUGAGUUCACCUGUUAGUGGUCAUUUGUCAUUUCAUAACAACUAUGCAUUUUGGUUCACUGUGAUGAUGAUCUAUAUUUAGUGACUGCAACAUGUUAAUACCACUGAUUGAAAUUCCAUCCAUGAUGAAGUUAUACAAAUGAUGCAUAUAUUGAUAUCUUUUAUUGCAAAAAUGUAAAUUUAAAACUUGUAUAAUGUUCUUGUGCUUUUUGAAAUAAAAUAUAUGUGUAUAUUUAAAAAA